UGUGGGGGUAAGGUAUAUUGUAUUAUAGUCUGUUUCACUGAUCUGUCUUAUCGAAUACAGAUAUGUAGUAUCUAACGCGUGGAAGAGUCUAAUUGUAUUAUUGGUUCUUAAACUUUAUUUCACAAAGCGACGGUAAUUAAAAUUUACCUUUACCUAAAAAUUGGGGGUGGGGUAGGGGGUUAUUUUUAUUUUAUUUAUUUAUUUAUUUAUUUCUAUUUUCUUUUUUUUUUCUUUUUUGAACCUUUAAACUUUUUUGCUUGUGAACAAAAUCUCAUACCUACAUAAUUAUGGUAUUUAUGUGAUGACAUCGUUUUCAUUGAUAAAUGACUUACACAAUACCGGAAAUCAAUUAAUCGGUAAACCUUCGUUUUCUACGUAGAACAGUAUCGAUUGUGAUGUCUGAUAAUGUCACAAAGUAUGAAGAUAUCUCGCUGCCCUCAUGUGGCCAGUCUAGGUCCUGUGUCUUGGAAUAUGAUCAAAAAAGCACAAAAACAUGAGAUAUGUGACACGUGUGAGAUGCGGGCUACAAAUUUGUGGCUGUGUUUGGUUGGCAGAUGUACAUAUGUUGGAUGUGGCGAGUCACUGAAGGAUCACAGUUCACAUCAUGCUCAGUUGGAUUUCCAUUACUUGGCAAUUAACCUGGCCACUCUACGAAUUUGGUGUUACAUAUGUGAAUCAGAGGUGUACCAUGAUAGGAAUAAUCCACCAUUUCUUAUACCAGACAAGUUGAGCAAGGAGAAUGAGGAGGAGGAUGGACUUAGUGAGUUUACGCCAGACAACUCGCCUCAGCACUCGGCAUUUGGUGGAGACGAUACAGAGUCGGAGGGGGAAGACGAGGGACACCAUGGUAAACCUAAAGGUUUGACUGGUCUGCAGAAUCUGGGUAACACCUGCUACCUGAAUGCAGCACUACAGGCUUUAUCUAACUGCCCUCCACUCACACGUUUUUUUCUGGAUUGUAGCGGCUAUGUCCAUUCAGACAGAAAUUUGUCUCUCAGUAGGAACUACAUGAAACUCAUGAAUGAAAUAUGGCAUCGUAAAAGACCAAGUUAUUUGGUACCCAGUGGUAUUGUCAGUGGGAUCAAGCUUGUUCACCCGAUGUUUCGAGGCUACUCUCAGCAGGAUACUCAAGAAUUUCUGAGAUGUUUCAUGGACCAGCUUCAUGAAGAGUGUAAGCAACCAAUCAUAGAGGAGGCUGAUGACAGGGAGGAGGAGACUGAUAUUCAUGAGGAACACCACAGCUCUAGUGUGAUUGGCCGGCAUGAUCGACAGUUGUCAAUGGAUACGAGCAGUACCAGCAGCCAGUCAGAUGGAGAUUAUGAAACAUGUGAUUCUGCAAUAGGAAGUGAGCGUGAAACCAAUAAUUCAAGUGAUGAAAACAGUGAUAUAAGCAACUUUUCAAAAAUGACGUUAUCUACAAGGCAAAUGAGAUCAAAGAAUUCCUUCAGUAAGUCAGAGGAUACAGCUGAUGUCUUGAAUAGACCAAGCUAUCUUAAAGAUAAAAAAGACAGUUUAAAUAUGUCCAAAAAAGUUGGGGACAAUACAAGCACAUGUUCUGAUGAUCAGAGAAGUGAUUCUGGAGAUUACGUGGAUGCUGAAGUUGAACCAUUACGAUCACGUCGCCGUGGCAACAGGACAACAUCGGGUUCCACAGACCGGGAACAGACAAGCACCUACAACAAACAUCAGCAAGGGAAAUUUAAUCAAUCUGUUGGAACAAGCUCGAAGAAAACAGUUCAGUACCAGAGUGUGAUAUCAGAUAUAUUUGAUGGCAAGCUGAGUAGUUCUGUACAAUGUCUCACUUGUGAAAGGGUAUCUACAACAAAGGAGACUUUUCAAGACCUGUCAUUACCUAUACCAUCGAAGGACCAUGUACAUAUGUUGCACUCCUCAAGUCAUAACACUGGACAGAAAGGUGGAGCUUGUAGCGAGGUCCAUCAAGGUUGGUUACAGUGGAUGAUGGGCUGGAUGAGGAGCUGGUUUCUGGGACCUGUUAUAACACUACAAGAUUGUUUGGCUGCAUUUUUCUCUGCAGACGAGCUAAAGGGAGAUAACAUGUACAGCUGUGAAAAAUGUAAAAAGUUGAGGAACGGAUUGAAAUAUUCCAAAGUUUUGCAGUUACCAGAGAUAUUAUGUAUACACCUGAAGAGAUUUCGACAUGAAUUUUACUCAUCAAAGAUCAGCACCUACGUGUCAUUUCCUCUUACAAAUCUUGACAUGAAACCAUAUCUACACAAAGACCACAGCAGUAAUGUAACAGCGUAUGAUCUUGUAGCAGUUAUAUGUCAUCAUGGUACUGCAGGGGGUGGUCAUUACACGGCAUAUUGUCAGAACGUAUUCACAGAGCAAUGGUACGAGUUUGAUGACCAGUAUGUAACAGAGGUAGAUGUCAGUCAGGUGAUCAACUGCGAGGCAUAUGUCCUGUUUUACAGGAAACAGAAUGACCAUAUGAACAGUUUGAGACAGGAGGCCAUGGAGCUGAUGAGUAAAGGAGAGCCAAGUUUAAUGCAUUUCUUCGUAUCGAAGCAGUGGAUCAACAGGUUCAACACUUUUGCAGAGCCGGGACCAAUUACUAACCAAGAUUUCUUAUGUCCUCAUGGAGGAGUGCCACCCAGCAAGGUAGAAUACAUCGGGGACCUGGUAGAACCACUUACACAGUCAAUGUGGGAAUUCCUUCACCAGAGGUUUGGAGGGGGACCAUCGUGCAAUCACCUGUUUCCAUGCACACAGUGUCACAAGGAACUGGAGAGGCUUAGAAACAGGCAGAAAACUGAACUAGAAGAAUUUAUCAAGUUAAAUGAGAAGUUUAAGGAGGAAGACAACCCUAGUGUUAUAUAUGCCAUCAGUAUGUCCUGGUUUAAGGAAUGGGAAAACUUUGUACGGGAGAAGGAGGACAAUCCACCAGGCCCAAUAGACAACAAGAGAAUUGCUGUAAUGAAAAAUGGUCAGCUUUUGGUGCGAUCAAAUUCAGACCAUGGUCAGUUAUCUGGAGAAAUGUGGCAAUAUCUGUACCAGAUAUACGGUGGCGGUCCAGAACUAGUCAUCAAGCAGGUAAAUCCACAGCCCAUCCCGGCAAGGACACUGGCCGAGCAGGCUGCAGGAGCAGCUGUUAAUAAAGGACGUGAAAGAGUAAAUUCAGAAUCAUCUGCUGCAGGAAAUCCAAGAGGCAAUCCAGACUCUGCAACGGUCGGAACCGGAAGGGGAAAUCCAGAAUUGGCAACUACAGGAACUGGGAGGGGAAAUCCAGACUCUGCAACUGCAGGAACUGGAAGGGGCAAUCCAGACUCUGAAACGAUUGGAACUGGAAGGGGAAAUUCAGAAUCUGCAACUGCAGGAACUACAAGGGAAAAUCCAGAUUCAGCUAGCACAGGAAAUAGCAAGACUAGUCAAGAUACUGAGGCGGCAAGAAAUAUGGCAGAGUCAGCUCAAAAAGGAGGUCAGAGAGAAGAAACUGACUCAGAGAGAUCAGACCAGUUAGAGGAAUAAGAUAAACUGUGAUUGUAUGACUGAGAGGACUUGUUCUUCUUACAAAAUUUUGAUUAUGACCUAUGACCUCUGUCUAUUCUGUUAUUCCAGCUUUUUGGCUGGAUACCAGCUUUUUAGUUAUUUACAUCAGUAUUUGGAUUACAUUUUUAACAUUUUUCUCAUUUUUUUUUUGUUCAAACCUGUGAAUGCCUAUCAUUUUAUCAAGCUCUUUAUUUGUAAGAAAGACCUCAAAUCAAAUCAUUACUUAUUUAAUGUGUUUUGAAAGUCUGAUACAUACACUGAAUUCCUUGCAGGAAAAGAAAAAACUUUUCAGCUCUUAUUGUAUGUAAUGGUAAGAUUUAGUUGAUUUGAGUAUCACUUACCUUGUAAUGUUUUUUUUUUUUUUUUUUUUCCAAAAAUUAUUCUGCCAUUCACAUCACAAAAGAAAUUAACUCCCCUGACAAACCAUUACUAACAUGUUUUAUGCUGCAUAAUUUUCUUGGUUUGGGUUUUGACAAUGAGGAUGCCACACAAUAUUAACUCAGUCCUUGUAAUUUUGAGUUGACCCCUGAUUUACUGCGCUACAUUUUUUCAAACUUUAUUGAAAAAAAAAAUGGAAAAAAGCCUAAAGAUUUUUAUGUACAGAAUAUAAAAAUGUUUUAUGUACAGAAUAUAAAAAUGGACAUUAAAUUGUAUUUUAUAAUUACCGACAGUGAUACUUCGGAUACAGGUUAAAUGUGGUAGGUGGAAACAACUUGAUACUUACUGUUUAAAGCUAGAAUAAGAUGCUUGGUUUACAAACUGGUUGUAUUGAAAAAUGUGAGCAGAUCUUUAAAGAAUGUGACUUCCAGUUGAAUCAAGGAAGAAGUUUGCUUGUAUACCUUAACUAAAUUUACUGCGAAAGGCUUCUAAAAAAUAUUUUGCAAUUUUCUCAACCUUCAUUUCAGCCAUUUCUGUUUUGUGUGUUGUAUGUAAGGGUUAUGUUAACAUAAAUAAAUUUAUGGUUUUUUUUAAUUUAAUAUUUAGAGAUAUAUAAUAUCAGGUCAUUUCAGCUGAACAGAAUUGUUGAAAAAAUUGCAGAUUUCAAAAAAUUUUCAUAUCUCAUAAUCCAAAUAGAUUAUUUAUAAAAACAUCCAUACAUGAAUUGUUGACAAUUGAACCAUAAUUGACUGGUCAUGAAUUAGGACCUUAGAAAAAUGUUUAUAGUUUUAAAGGAAUCAAUGUGAUAUCUGAUUGGAUAAAGUAUAAUAAUGAAUGAUUUUAAUUUAUUUGCAAUAUAUCAAGUCUGCCAGCGUGUAAUGUUUACAACUUAUUUGCUCAUUACAGGUAUUGUGUAUGAUCCUUGUUGAGGUGUGUUAAGCUGUAUAUAUUGUUAUAUUUUCUUGUUAUUUAUUUUUUUGUUAGCCCCUUUUGCCCCUUUUAUCACUUAGACCCCACCCUCCUCCCUCUACAUGUUACAUUUAGAGCCAUGUUUUAAUGGUUUUUUAUAAGUUGUACAAGUAACAGGGUGUUAACCCUUAUCAUGCUUAAUAUGAUUGAUUCUGCCUUUGCGACUAGUGAAGAUCAUGAUAAGCCUUCAAAUCCAUGCAGUCUGAUCAUGAUCUGUACUGUUUGCCAUUCAGUCAGUAUCUUUUUGGUAUGCACCCCUUUUAACAGUCAGUGAUACUGUCCAAAGUAAAAGACGGACAAGUUCAUUAUGGAAAUUUAGCAGGGUAAGGGUUAAGUUUGGGUGUAUCUUUUGAGCAUUUGCAAGUCGUAAAUAAACGGAGAUGUUGCUUACAAAUUCUGUUAUCUUUAAUAUAGACCUAAAUCCGUUGAGAGUGAAGGAAAACUGGAAUGUAUUUAAAAUUAUUCAAUAAAUUCGAAAACGUCAUAUGCAUAUUUACAGAAGUCACUACCAUUUGUACACCAGUUAUAUUCUGUGCCAUUUUAUUGUGUUGACAGUGUUAAUCUAUAGCAAAACUUAAUUUACCAGUAUUCUAAAAUAACUUAACUUUAUUACAGACAACUACACAAUUACAAACAUGCAAUCUGACUAAAGUACAUAUCCUAUUACGCUACGCAUAGGAUCUGAAAAUGACCUAUUCAUUGCCUCGUUCUGACGGCUCUUUCUCUAGCCAAUCAGAGCCUAGCUUACAACAUCUUGCAAAUCUACAUGUAGCAUUGACUUUUGAUAUUUACAAUUCUUAUGUCGUAAUGUAUCAGAUAGCUGGUUAGCUCAGUAGGCCACUUGCUUUGUAAGCGUGGGGUCCCGGGUUCGAGUCCUGGAAUAACCGCAUAUUUUUCUUAUCCUUUGACAAUCGAACAAGUCGUCUGAUUGGAUAACAUAAAAAAAGCAAUAAUGGAAAUCCAAAAUAUACAGAAGACGAAUGUGAAUAGGCCGUUCUCAGAUCUUCGUUUAGAAGAUCAAGUACUUUAGUCAGAUUGACAAACAUGUAAAUUAUUUUCUUUUCAAUUUUAAAUUGAUUUCUUUGUAUUUAAGUGUUUUCAAUUAAAGAAAAUUUGAAUUAAGAUCUAUAAAGAAUAUGAAAAAGCUGCGAGAUUCAGUGUUUCAUAAAAUAUUUUCCUUAGUUCAGUUUAUAAAUUAUGAAUAUUUAAAGGGAAACUCGAGAAAUUUCCCAAGAAUUAUUUUAUUGUUUCAACACUAUUUAUGCACAAUGGGCAAUUACGGUAUACGUCGGGCAUAAAUUAUUUGUACCACAUAUUACCGCCCGAGUGUAUAAAUAGUGUUAAAACACGAUUUUGCUGUAAAUUAUUUUGAUUCUAAAAUGCCCUUAAUCUAAAACAGGAGAUAAAAUAUAGAAGCGCUCAUUCUUAGUCGUAACAAAAACUUUGACGUCGUCACACAUUAACGUGAGUCAUUCUAGCCUAAUAGUGUUUUAACAGAGACAAGUAUAUUAGAAUUAUUUAUCAGGCCUGGUUGUUUUCAGGACUGGUCCUGAUUUCAGGCUUUUGGUUGCCAGAAUUUUCCUAUAUAACUCUAUUGAAAUUUGAGAAUGUAGAUUUUCAGGCUUUUGAUUUCUGAAUGCAAGGCCUGAUUUAUUUCAUUUAACUUAAUUAGUGGAAUGUAACAGAAAGGCCGAUUUGUAAAAACUAAUCUUACUGUGAUUAUCACUGUACGACAGUAAGUGAAGUCAUGAAAACAUAUGACAAAACGUCCUCAAGAAUUUGACCGUCAAACUCUAAUUAUCUAUUGUAUGGUAAAAUUACACAGCAUUGAAAAAGAAAUGCGGAAUGUAACAUUUUAUAGCAAUUUUUAGGUGUAAUCCCAAACUAGCAUAUGAAGGUCCGGUUAGCAGAAUUACACACCCACAUCGUCAUAGUAAGAAACCAUAUAUCUACUGGUUAUUUCAACUGUGUCAGCAGUUACAUAUGAGAAAUUUUGUUUAUACAAUGAUUUAAAAGAUUGUAUUUUUUCAUCCAAAAUUUUACUUGUAUAUCUCUUUAAAGGAAACAAAAUUACACCUUUCAAGAUUUUAACAGUAGUUUAUACUUACUGGUGUAUACAUGACUAAUAGUAAACGGUCAUUCCAUGGAGAAACAGUUAAAACUAUUUCCAUGAGGUCACUAGGAUGACUUAAGAAGUUUUGCCAGAAGCCUUGGGCAACAAUUAUAAAUAUUGCCCCUUAAACAAAUAGAAAUAGUUUAAAAUGUUCACAAAAUUCCCAUGAAAUAAAUCGGCUUAACAAGUGCAACAACUAAGAUUUAGUAAUGAAAAGGAAAACUGUUAAAACAGCUGUACUUCAAAAUGCUUUAUUGGUCAAAUUAGAGGUGCUUUAAGUUUUGUGUAUGAAACAGUUCAUGGUAGAGGGAAACAGUUGAAAUUGUUCUCUUCUAGAAGUGAUAAAUGUUUGCGAUGUUCACUGUGUAGGAUUGAUAAAUGUUUAUGGGAAACAGUAAGAAAUUAGAAAUUAUGCUUAGAUCAUACUUCCUUUUAUAGCUGUAGUUUUCAUGGUUCUCACAAUGAACCAUUCUGUAUUCUAACAUGUUUGUUUUACAUUGGGACAAGUGUUUAUAGUUUGCUCAACCUAAUACAUUGUAUAUUGAGGACAACAAGCUGACUUCUAUGUCAUUGUUCAUCUUCUUUCCCAAAAUAUAAUUUGGUAAAAGUUGUUGAUGUGUGUUGGUUUUUUCCAGUUAACAGUUAAAGCUUUUUUACAGUCGGUGAUAUAUAUUUGUUUGUGUAUAUGUAAAUAUAGUAUUUUUGAAACAGUUUAGUGUUAGAAAUGAAAAAGUUAACACCAAAACAUG
This is a messenger RNA of Mercenaria mercenaria, 7716 nucleotides long. Its product is annotated as ubiquitin carboxyl-terminal hydrolase 20-like. The transcript is spliced from 21 exons. The coding region runs from base 406 to 3486 and encodes 1026 amino acids. Gene Ontology annotation, molecular function: cysteine-type deubiquitinase activity; zinc ion binding. The record is from RefSeq and is a predicted model, not a curated record. Gene Ontology annotation, biological process: protein deubiquitination. NCBI's taxonomy places the organism in Eukaryota, Metazoa, Mollusca, Bivalvia, Venerida, Veneridae.